UUGUGAAUCUAACCAUAUUGCCUAGAAUACUUCUUGUCCAGUCCAUGUCAUGACUCUGUAUAAUUGAGUCAUCAUUUUUCUCAUCUGGGCCAUCCAAAUAGAACCAUAUAAUGAACAGGGAUCACACCCUCUUAAGGUUUAAGGUGCCUAGAUUUAGGAAUGCAAGUUUAUGGUAGAAGAAACUCCAGCAAGGUUUUUCUGAAACAUGCCAAUAUCUGAUGUUUCCAGUGAUCUUACUGUUGAAGUCGGGGCCUCAAGCUUUGCACUUCAUAAGUUCCCUCUAGUUUCCAGAAGUGGAAAAAUCCGGAGGCUGUUGUUGGAAACAAAAGAUACAAAAAUUUCACGCAUAAAUCUCCCUACUGUUCCUGGUGGACCAGAGGCAUUUGAGCUAGCAGCAAAGUUCUGUUAUGGAGUAAAUGUUGAGAUCACACUCUCAAAUGUGGCUAUGCUACGUUGCACAGCUCAUUUCCUGGAAAUGACAGAGGAGUUGUCGGAGAAAAACAUGGAAAUUCGAACUGAAGCAUAUCUAAAGGAGCUGGUGCUCCCAAAUAUAUCAAACUCAAUAUCUGUUCUACACCGUUGUGAAAGCCUAUUGCCAAUAUCUGAAGAUAUCAACCUGGUUAGCAGGCUUAUCAAUGCAAUUUCCAAUAAUGCAUGCAAAGAGCAGCUCACCUCUGGCUUAUUAAAACUUGACCAUAAUUUCCCUGCAAAAACUAUUCCCAACAUGGAACCAGAUACACCAGCAGACUGGUGGGGGGAAUCACUCACAGUGCUUAAUCUUGAUUUCUUCCGACGGGUUGUGUCUUCCGUAAAAUCUAAGGGUCUAAAACAGGAUCUGAUUAGCAAAAUUCUGAUAAACUAUGCCCAGAAUUCUCUUCAAGGACUUGGAGGCAAGGACUCCCACCUGCUCAGAGGAAGCCUCACGGAUUCGGAACUGCAGAAGAAGCAAAGAGUCAUUGUUGAAGCAAUAGUUAGCUUACUACCAACCCAAUCAAGGAAAAGUUCAGUUCCAAUGGCAUUUCUUUCAAGUUUGUUGAAAACAGCAAUAGCUGCAUCAGCAUCUACUUCUUGCAGAUCGGAUUUGGAGAGGCGGAUUGGUCUGCAACUGGACCAGGCAAUUCUCGAAGACGUCCUACUUCCGGCAAAUUCACAUGGAAACAUCCACAGCACACUUUAUGAUACAGAUUCACUCUUGAGGAUUUUCUCCAUUUUUCUUAACUUGGAUGAGGAUGACGAGGAAGAUAAUCACUUGAGGGAUGAGAGUGAAAUGGCAUAUGACUUUGACAGCCCUGGAUCUCCAAAACAAAGUUCAAUUCUCAAGGUAUCAAAGUUAUUGGACAGUUAUCUUGCAGAAGUUGCAAUUGACUCAAACUUGACGACAUCAAAGUUCAUAGCACUAGCAGAACUGCUUCCAGACCAUGCUCGUAUAGUAAGCGAUGGAUUGUACAGAGCUGUGGACAUAUUUCUCAAAGUUCAUAUAAAUAUUAAGGAUUCUGAGCGCUACCGACUUUGUAAGACAAUUGACUGUCAGAAACUAUCCCAAGAAGCUUGCAGUCAUGCAGCACAAAAUGAAAGGUUGCCUGUGCAGAUGGCAGUCCAAGUCCUAUACUUUGAACAAAUCAGGCUUCGGAAUGCCAUGAAUGGUGGUGGCCAAAACCAAUUCUUCUUUGGCGCAAACAAUGGCCAAUUCCCUCAACGUUCAAGCAGUGGUGCAGGAAGUGGAGCCAUCUCACCAAGGGAUAACUAUGCAUCAGUGAGAAGAGAGAACCGAGAGCUGAAGCUUGAAGUAGCAAGAAUGAGAAUGAGGCUUACCGACUUAGAGAAGGAUCAUGUGUCUAUGAAGCAGGAGCUUGUCAAGUCCCAUCCCGCCAAUAGGCUAUUCAAGUCAUUAACCAAAAAACUAAGCAAGCUCAAUUCCUUGUUUCGGAUUAAUGGCAUCAAGCCCAUAGGAGUGACCUCUCCAUGGGGCUUUGGAGGCAGGAAUUCAAAUCAUCAAAAUUGUAUGCAAGAGGGUACCCGAGACGAGGGGGCUAGAUGGGGCUGUGAUGCUAAUAUGAAUGCAGGGAUCUGCAGGUGUUUCUUCAAGACAGAUCAAACUAUAGCCUGUCCUGAGUCCUACCAAAGACAUGAUGAAGGGGGUUAAUGGACACCACUCACUCACUCACAUUCUCUUAGCUUCUUUGUUUAUGAAAACUCAAAAGCAUUGGGCUCUCAAAAUAUUAAUAAUCUUGUCCAAAGAACAUCUCUGUAUUCAUCACCGCAUUAUACAUUUCGGAGAAGACAAGCAGUCCCCGAUUCUUCCCCCUUGUUAAAGCUUCGCUAUACUCUUAUACAUGUGAAAACUAAAGUUCUCGUUUCGGUGCUGGCA
Messenger RNA from Juglans microcarpa x Juglans regia, 2368 nucleotides. RefSeq names its product BTB/POZ domain-containing protein At1g03010-like. NCBI's taxonomy places the organism in Eukaryota, Viridiplantae, Streptophyta, Magnoliopsida, Fagales, Juglandaceae. Gene Ontology annotation, molecular function: protein binding. The record is from RefSeq and is a predicted model, not a curated record. Bases 206 to 2143 code for a protein of 645 amino acids. The transcript is spliced from 6 exons.